Saccostrea cuccullata (small rock oyster) is the source of this 1383-nucleotide messenger RNA. RefSeq names its product melanocyte-stimulating hormone receptor-like. Gene Ontology annotation, molecular function: G protein-coupled receptor activity. Gene Ontology annotation, cellular component: membrane. The transcript is spliced from 2 exons. Lineage: Eukaryota; Metazoa; Mollusca; Bivalvia; Ostreida; Ostreidae. The record is from RefSeq and is a predicted model, not a curated record. Gene Ontology annotation, biological process: G protein-coupled receptor signaling pathway. Bases 90 to 1178 code for a protein of 362 amino acids.
CUAACAUUGAAUAACGCUUGACAUCAACGAGCCAGUGUUUAACUUGAGCCUAGCCUUACCCAGAAAAUACGACGUAAGUUUGUCGAAAAAUGGCAUUUUAUGAAAGAGAAGUUCGGGUACCCACAGCUGAACCUUCCAAAUGGAAUUCCUCUCAUAUUGACAAAGAGACAAAAUUGAAUUACAAUAGCACAUUUUGGUAUUCACUCGUGUCUCCAGUUGACCAAACUCUACAGAGAAGCUUGAACGAAAGAAAAGAUAGCUCUGAUGAAUUUUCAGACAUUUAUGACUUUUUUAACGUUCAUAAUCUAACAUUCCAUUUAUUCAAUUCAAAUGCUUUUAGUUUGACAUCAGAAGGAUUUGAGAAAUCAACCACGGUGUUGGCUUUGAUUAUCGGAAUACUGGGUUUCGUUGGAAAUAUUGUGACCAUCUGCACAGUUUCAUGCUAUAAAAAGUUUCAUACUCCAACAUUUGUUGCCAUCAGUUGCCUUGCUUUGUCUGAUGCUCUAAAUAUCAUCAUAAUAUUUUUGGAGAAAUUUCUGGCUUUGUUUUCUUACCUUUAUAUUCAAAUGUCUGUGUAUAGAGGGUCGUUUUGGUAUAUGGUGGCUUCUUUUCUACCUGAAGCCAUUGUUAACUGUUCAAGUGCACAUAUUGUGUUUCUCUCUAUUAUCAGAUAUUUAUUAGUAGCUCAGCCCUUAGAGAGCAAAGUACGACUUACCGCGUCAAUUGUUUUGGCAUGCUCUGUAAUGAUUUGGUUUUAUUCUUCACUCUUUACAGCUUUCAUAUUAAUAAUGUUAUUUACAAUUUUAAAAUAUUAUCCUUCCCAAUAUCGAAUCAUGAAGCUUACAUUUGUUAUCAUUCGUGUUGUUUGGGGGUUGUUUUCUCUCUGUGCAAUCGUUAUUAUACAUAUUAAAAAGAUGAAAGCUCUAAAAAUGUCUUCUGUAACAAACAGCAUUCAUAGAAGAAUGAAUGUUGUCAUUUCCAUUAUAUUAAUAGUUUUUGUCUGCUAUCAAAUUUCAUGCAUGUAUAUUUACAUUUCUGCAUUAUUUUAUUUUAUUUUCGGAAAUUCUAUUUUAUUUAUGAAUCUUUUAUAUUCAUACAAUAUCGUAGUACUCUUGGGACUUCUAAAUUUUUCGUGUAAUCCUUAUAUUCUUUUUUUCGCCUCAAUGAUCGUUUCAUAAAGAGACUUAAUUAAAAUCUGAAAAAAAUGUAAACAGUUGAAUUAAUUUCUUUAAUUCGAUUGUUACACUUUGCAUUCAUAAUUUAUCAUCACUAUUUAACACAGAGUUCCAAAUCAUAAUUUGAAAGCUUAAUGUACAUAACUUGCAAACAUGUACAUGCAGACCUUUAAAAAAAACUUUUAGAAAAAUUAACAUUGUAUUUCCA